AUGAGCAUGAGCAUGAGCAUGGGCAUGAGCAUGAGCGCCUUCUUCGGCGGCCGCGGCGUGCUCGCGCCUGCUCUGGGCCUAGCCGCUCCACCGGCCCAUGACCUCUCGCGCCCCAAAGCCUCGCGACUAACAUCCACCAAGCCAGCCUCAGCCAACAUCGCAUACCACCCAGCCUUACACGCCAGACAUCCACUACCGCUAGAGACACCACCACACUCCCACAUCUCCCGCCAGUCCUGCUCCUCCCCCACGCCGCCUGCCACGACCACGCCCGCCGCCCGAGCUGCCCGCCCCGCCAGCUGCCCGCGCCUGCGUGAGAGAUGGCCACGCUGCUCUGCCCGACGUGGCCGCUUUCUGCUGCUGCUGCCGCUGCUCCUCGCAUGCUACACCCGACGAUGCUGCCCAUCUCGCGCGCCCGUUGUUUCGCCACAUGCAAACACCCGUGCAGCCCAUGGACACCCCUUGCCCCCGCUGCGAGGCGCCUGCUACACGCCCACGACAUGGCCCGUAUACGCCCACACUUCUGCUCCAGUGCGCGCCCACCCCCGUCCGCCCACCGCCACGACGCGUCGCUGCUACUGCUGCUGCUGCUGCUGGCCAUCGCAAUUUCGCCCCUCUGUCCUCGCUGACCUGACCCGACCACACCAAUCCCAACCCCAACCCACGCGCCUCAUGGCAGCCUCACCCCACGAGCCGCGAGUCCAAGACUUCGCAUCUGCCCCGCCGCCCCCGACCACGCCCGACCGCUCGGCUUCCGACUCAGCAGCGCCUCCGCACCUGACGCUCGACACGCAGCUCAAUGGCGACCAGAGCACCCGCGGCCGCUCCCAAACCACCACCACGGCCACGUCGGCCGCUCCCCACAACCCAGACGCACUCCUCUCGCCCGACCGCUUCUCCGUCGACUCGACCCUGCGCCGCCGCAUCACUCGCUCCCACACGGUCAAGCACUACCAGUCCCCCACGCGCCAAUACCACCACCCGGAGCCCGGCGCCGAGCCCGGCGUCGACACCAAGAACGACAGCGAGGCUGCAAACUACCACCAUCUGUACGCACGAUGCCAGAUUACCGUAGUCGACUUUUCCGACGAAAGGGUCGAGUGCCACGAGCUCGACAAUGACACGCUCCAGGACUUCCUCAACUACCCCAAGGAAGACUGGGUCGCAUGCCGCUGGAUCAACGUCAAUGGCCUGAGCUGGGAUGUCAUCCGCACCCUGGGAAACCACAAGCAGCUGCACCGCCUGGCCAUUGAGGACUUGAUGAGCACCCAGAGCAGGACCAAGGUCGACUGGUACUCGGACCAGGCCUUUAUGCUCCUGACUCUCUCCAAGCUCGUACGCACCCCCGUCGACUCCGACUCGGAAAGCGACUCGGAUUCUGACGACGGCGACCGCCGCUACGAGGCCUCUCGCUCGCGGUCCCGUUCGCGCCAUUCCCACAAGAAGAAGCACAAGAAAUCCCGGAAGCCAUCCUUGUUUAAAAGAGCCAAGAACCUGCUCUUUCCCAACAGUGGCGCCGGAGGCAAGACGAAAAAGGACGACAUGAUACAGACGCUCGACGGUCUCGAGCAGCAGCUGGACGGAACGCCUCUCGAGAAAGUCCGCAUGCCCACGCCUCCAGCAACAACCGCUGUGCGCACACUCCAGCGCUACCGUGGCGGAUACAAUCUCGACCGCAUAGUGUACCUGGAGCAGCACUCGGCGCUGACCGAGAAGCACCUCACCGUCAGCGUCGAGCAGGUCAGCAUCUUCCUCCUCGCCGACAACACGGUCAUUUCCUUUUUUGAGCACUCGGCCGACGAUGUCGAAGACAUGAUCUUGAAGCGCCUGCGAACCGAAGACACAAUCCUCCGCCGCAGCCAGGACAGCAGCAUGAUAGUCCAGGCCAUCAUUGACGCAAUUGUCGAUUUGGCCAUACCCGUCGUGGCCGCCUACGAGGAUGCCAUGGGCGAACUGGAACUCGAUGUGCUCGAGGAGCCGGAGCUCCACCACAGCCAACUCCUCUACAUUCUCACAUCCGAACUUUCCAUCCUGCGCAACACCAUUCAGCCCAUUGUCUCGCUCAUCAACUCGCUCCGCGACCACAAGGCAGACCCCAUGACCCAAUCCCUCCUCAGCCACACCAAUUCCAACCUGGCCACCCGCAAGACCAUGACAUCCAUCAACAUCAGUCCCCUCGCCCACACAUAUCUCGGCGAUGUCGAAGACCACUGCAUCAUGAUCACCGCCUCGCUCGACCAAAUGCGCCGCGCAGCCGAUAACCUCAUCGACCUCAUUUUUAACAUGAUGGGUGCCUACCAAAACGAAUCCAUGAAGAUUCUGACUGCAACCACCAUCUUCUUCCUGCCCUUGACCUUUCUCGUCGGAUACUUUGGCCAAAACUUUGCCCGCUUCAACGGCGUCCAACACCACUCGGACGCCUUCUUCUGGAUCAUCGCCGUCCCCGUCAUGGUCGUCACGCUCAUUGUCCUCAUGGCCGACCGCAUCCUGCGCAAGAUCCGCCAUUGGAGUGGGAAGCUCAAGCGCCGAGAGGCAAAGCGGAGGGCCGUGCGCCAUGCCAAAGUCAAUGGUAAUGGCAUUCUGGGCGAUGGCAUUGGCCUGAGUCACGGCGCUGCCAGUGCUGCCAAGUAUAGAGCCAAGAGGCGACAGACGCUAUAUACAAAAGGUAAUAUUGGGUCUUUUUAGAAUCAUGAUUUACAUCAUCUCGAUGUGUCUUCUCCCUGUUCCUUUUUCACACCUUACUUCAUCUUUCUUGUAUAUAACUGUAUUCAUUCGCCUUUGUCUUGAUUUUCUUCGGUCCUAUAUGCACAGGUAGUGUGCAAGUAAUAUGUUGGACUUCUGGAUAUU
This is a messenger RNA of Exserohilum turcica Et28A, 2847 nucleotides long. RefSeq lists its product as uncharacterized. Lineage: Eukaryota; Fungi; Ascomycota; Dothideomycetes; Pleosporales; Pleosporaceae. Gene Ontology annotation, biological process: transmembrane transport; metal ion transport. Gene Ontology annotation, cellular component: membrane. Gene Ontology annotation, molecular function: magnesium ion binding; magnesium ion transmembrane transporter activity; cobalt ion transmembrane transporter activity. The transcript has 2 exons. The record is from RefSeq and is a predicted model, not a curated record. The coding region runs from base 1 to 2685 and encodes 894 amino acids.